GUACGGCGCUGGAGCAAUUGCAAUCAAACCCACUUGGUCGUAUUUCCCUUCCCGCCCUGCCACGGUCGCCGCAGUGUCAAGUCGACAGCGAUAGUGGGUGCCAACUGCCCGCGGAAGGUGCAACGGAGAUAUACUGAGGAUUGCAGUCCAGGAUGGCCAAGUGGACGCGCGUGGCAUGCAGCCUGCUCUUCAUCCUCGGCUCGCUGUCCUCUCCGGCGGAGUGCAAACGUAACCGAGGCCCGCAGAGGGGCUCCCAGGGUGGCGCCAUCCCUCACCCCGACAAGAGCAGGCCGAACGAAUCGGAGCGGCGCCCUCGACCCCCGCAGGGCGGCGCCUCGUCCCCGGCCGAUGAAGUUCUGGAGUCCAGCCAGGAGGCUUUACACGUGACCGAGCGUCAGUAUUUGAAGCGGGAUUGGUGCAAGACGCAGCCCCUCAAGCAGACCAUCCACGAGGAGGGCUGCGUCAGCCGCACCAUCAUCAACCGCUUCUGCUACGGCCAGUGCAACAGCUUCUACAUCCCCCGCCACAUCCGCCGGGAGGAGGGCGCCUUCCAAUCGUGCUCCUUCUGCAAACCCAAGCGCUUCACCACCAUGACCUUUACUUUGAACUGUCCCGAUCUGCAGCCGCCCACGAAGAAGAAACGCAUCCAACGCGUUAAACAGUGCCGAUGUAUAUCCAUUGACUUGGACUAGUUCACUCCACCUAACCUUGUCGUGUCUGGGUUUCUUCGUAAUAGCCCGAAGGAACAUCUAUUCCUCAUCUGUGUGAGUGACACAUUGUAGUUCUUUGAAUUUUUCUGAUACAAGAGUGUGUUGUGAGUUUGGUUUUGUUCCAGUCAGUGGCGAAACAAAUGUGAAUCGAGCCCAGGUGCGAUAAGUUAAAAACGGCCCGCCUCCGAAGUGAACCUCCGGCGGGUGAGGGUCCUACUGGAUAAUUAUUCGCGGGGCCCUCCACACUUUCGCAGGGCCUUCAAUGUUUGGGGCGGUACGAGUGGAAAAUUUUCUGCUGCCCCCUCCAGAUAACCAGCCAAGCCGGGGGGAGGGGGGGAUUCGAGAUAUUUUAACACUUAAACACUAUAUUCCAGCUCAGCGCAUCAUCUUACUUUUUCUGCAGUGGUGGAUGAAGUACUUUGUCCUUGUCCAUUUUAUGGGCUUUACCGAGCUCUGAACGUCAGACUACUUUUUGACGGUUUCAUUUUGCAUCCAGUUAUUAAUGGGAAGGCCCUUGACAUUAAAAUUAACCCUUUAUUGUAAGAAUAUAAUGAUUAGAAAUAAGGUUAUAAGCCAUUUUAAGUCAUUAUGUCCUAUGUGACAAGCCUUUUGUUUGGGACUGUAUUUACAGUACAGUGUUUCACAAAAGUGAGUACACCUCUCGCAUUUCUGCGGAUAAUCAAGUACUGUAUAUGUUUUCAUGGGACAACACUGAAGAAAUGACA
Corythoichthys intestinalis (scribbled pipefish) is the source of this 1435-nucleotide messenger RNA. Its product is annotated as gremlin-1-like. Bases 153 to 692 code for a protein of 179 amino acids. Gene Ontology annotation, biological process: animal organ morphogenesis. NCBI's taxonomy places the organism in Eukaryota, Metazoa, Chordata, Actinopteri, Syngnathiformes, Syngnathidae. The transcript has 2 exons. The record is from RefSeq and is a predicted model, not a curated record. Gene Ontology annotation, molecular function: receptor ligand activity; BMP binding.